UCGGCCCUCUGCGCACGUCUUGAUGGUAAACCCUCUCUUUGGCUUACAUGUGACUUCCCUUUGCUCAAUAAGAUAUUACCGAAAAAAUGUUUUUUGAAACGGACAACAAACCUACCGUAUAUGACCAAAUAGCGGAUUUUCAGCGUAGACUUCAACUUUUAGAGAGCGACAGGAGUGCCUACUAUGAAAGCUCUCAGUCGACCUUGGAGAAGAACCGCCAGCACAUCUUGCAGCUUCGGGAGGAGAACAGGGACCUGAAGAAGACGGUGUCGGAGGCCGAAGACGAUGAACAACAAUUCGUGCAAUCGGCCUUACACGGCCGAGGGGUGGAAAAGGACACCGGGCCACCAAUGUCCGGCAAGGCAGCCCUAUCCAAACUUGAACACCGGGUCACGUCCAAGAUGAAGCGUCUCAACGCGCUGAGGCACGCUACUCAAACUCACCAGUGCCGCCUCGAAGACCUCAAGAGGGAAUGCCUCAGACUGGAAGGGGUGGGCUUCAACCAAGCAGUCUCAGACAAGGAGGAGAUUACAAUGAAAUUGAGGUCACUGCAGAACUGUCUGGAAAAGAACCGACUCAAGUGCAAGGAAGCAGCAAACAUCAUGACUAACUACCUAAAACUGAAAAGUUACUUGCAGGAGGAGAGUCUGACUUUCCAGGGUCAGAUAGAUGAUCUAGAAGCAGAAAUCAUGAAGCACAGGAAAGAAGUGAAUGAAGUGCAGGAAAUGAACGACAAAGCCCAGCUCUCCAAAGAAACAGCAAUUGUUGAGUUACAGCAGCAGGAGGAGCGGUUCUACAAGGAGCACCAAGAAAAAGAUUAUGUUUUAGCCAUUUACCGCAAAAGGGUGCAGGAGAUUAAAGCCCGUGCUGAAAAGUUGGAUGCUCAGAGGAAACUCGUACAACAGGAUGAGUUGAACAAUGAAGCUGAAAGUGGCGCUGCCAAGAUGGCCGCUGAAAUGGAGCAGAGCAUCAGCAUCUUUGAUGAGACCCUACAAAAUAUGAAGAAUGUCACUGGUUCCACAGAUACAGAGGAGGUCAUAGGUCGUUACAUUGCCCAGAGGGAGACGCAUCGGCAUCUGAGCGCAGUGAAAGAAGACAACGAAUAUAUUCUCCAGCAGCUAAAGGAACAGAAGGUGCUCCUGAAGCAACAAUCCGAGGCCAUGAAGUAUCAGGGAGAAACACAACUAUCGGGUGAGCAGAGGUUGCUGGACGAGUGUGACAAGGAGCGAGUCACGAAGCAGCAGAGUUGUGAAACAUCUAAGGAACGUCUGUCUUCCCUUGUCAAAACCAUCAGCAGUAUCCAAGCUGGAGUGGAGCACCUGGCAGACAAACUUAGUCACAUCUCUCUGAAGGAACCUCCAUCAGAUAUUUCUCCCAAAUCAGAAGAGUUUGUGGUGUAUCUGCUCAAUCAGUGUGAGCGCAAGGUGCUCUCACUGCAGAACAACCUUCAAGGGAAAGAUCUCAAUGAGAUUUCAAAAGACAUGGAGGAAGAAGAGUUCUAUUUUAUGAUUGAGAAACAACUGCCUGCUUACAACAAGCGAGUCACUGUGUCUGAAGACCAAGAGAUGAUCUUCUUAACCAACGAGGAGGAGAAUGAAGAGGAAGAGGGCAUCCUUUCACGAGAGGCGCUGAAGCGCCGCUCGCAGGCUAUGAUUGACUCCAUGUCCAACAAGAAAUCCUGGAAAUUGAAGAAGGGCAAGUAAAUGAGAUCCUGACAGGCAGGGGAGAUGUUUGAUUCGGUAUGGUAGGUAGAUAGGUACACAAAUCACUAAGUUGAUUAAAUAAAAGAAACUAUACUAUGCUGUAAAUAGAAUAAAAAUAGAAUACUUAGGAUACUCAAAGAUAAAAGAAGAUGCAUCCUGGAAAAGAAAAAUAAGGAUAUUGGACUUGAAAGUGAUGACCUCCAGAACUGAUUUAAAGCUUUGUUCGACUCUAUUUGCAGUUAGAAGAAAGUAUUUUUCAUUUUUAAAUGAUCCUUUAGGUUAUAUGGUGUGUGACGCACCGACAUAUUUUUGAGGGCGACCCCAGGUCACCAGGAGGUCAAAGUUGACUUUGUUGGUAUGGUAAGGGUCGACCUGUGCGUGCAUUAGGUGCUCAUGCUCAAGGGUUAUGUGAAACCUGUUUAAAGUUUGUUUGAGGGUUGCUAGGUGGAGUGACUGUUCAUCUACUAAAUUUAGAACAAUAGUUUAAGAAAUAUCUGAGCAUUACUACAAUGACGUUCUGUUUUGAAUGCCUCAAACAGCUGUCUCUGAGUCAAACAGAUAUGAGUUUUUACAGUAAAUAAAACUCCUUUGACCCCUCCGACUGA
Syngnathus acus (greater pipefish) is the source of this 2308-nucleotide messenger RNA. It is a transcript of the gene odad3, whose product is annotated as outer dynein arm docking complex subunit 3. Gene Ontology annotation, cellular component: cilium. Gene Ontology annotation, biological process: outer dynein arm assembly; cilium movement. The transcript has 13 exons. NCBI's taxonomy places the organism in Eukaryota, Metazoa, Chordata, Actinopteri, Syngnathiformes, Syngnathidae. Bases 87 to 1703 code for a protein of 538 amino acids. The record is from RefSeq and is a predicted model, not a curated record.